This is a messenger RNA of Neopelma chrysocephalum (saffron-crested tyrant-manakin), 1853 nucleotides long. RefSeq names its product adipogenin (gene ADIG). The record is from RefSeq and is a predicted model, not a curated record. NCBI's taxonomy places the organism in Eukaryota, Metazoa, Chordata, Aves, Passeriformes, Pipridae. Gene Ontology annotation, biological process: fat cell differentiation. The transcript is spliced from 3 exons. Bases 135 to 812 code for a protein of 225 amino acids.
CUGUUGCCUUUGCUAACCAUGCUGAUAUAUCACUCAUUUUCUUGUCGUUAAUAGUGCUGCAAUGAGUUAUUAAAGGGUGGUUAGAAACUGGAGCAGACAAGCUGUUCUGAAUUUAGUGUAACCUGAAGCAAGCUAUGAGGUAUCCCCUGGUUCCUCUGGUGAAUGAGCUGACCUUUCCUCUGCUUUUCUUCUGGUUCUGUUUGCCAUUUGUAAUGCUGUUGAUCAUCAUGAUCAUCUGGCUACAGCUUCUACUUAAUGAAGCACAGAUGCCCAGCACAGAAAAGAUAAAGAAAAAAUCUUUUGAUGAGCCUGAUUCUGACUCUAUAUUUGAAGAUGAGCUAACAGAGGAGGACAACCAGAGUGAUGCUUCCAGUACAGAGACACAAGAGGAGUCCCAACCCAGUGACUCUGUGGGGAGGCUGAGGCCCAAGCCUGCUUAUCUGAGCUCAAAUCCAAAAAGCCAAAAGCAAAGUCUUCUUGCUGUGACCUCAAACAGCUGGUCCCGGAGCCAGAAGAUAAGAUAUUCCCAUGUUGAAAAGAGCAAUUUCUGUAACAUCAUGAUGCUGUUGUGCACCAUGUUUUCUUCUCUCACCUGGAACUUUGUCUGCCUGUUGCUCCAGAUAUUUAAUAUCCUGAGGAUUCUACUGCUGCCGUCCUAUCUGAUUACCUACAUGGCUCAGCUGUUUGCUUUGCUGUGUGAAAAAGCUGUGAAAAUCUUGGACUCCCUGAGGCUGGAGAGCAGAGCACUGUUGGCUUCAGUCUUGGGGAGGAAACUGGAGCUGAGCAGAGCUCAGAGAACCACCAGAGGGUGAAAAUAAAGCAGAUGGUCCCAUGGCUUUUAGCAUCCAUCCUGCUUGGCAUCAGUGAGAACGACUGCAGCAUGACAGAGGGAAGGGAAUUCUCUGAGGAAACCCACUCAAGACUAAAUCAGCACUCACUGAGGUCACAACAGCUACUUUUAGAGUACUGACAUUUAUGAGAUAAAUGACAACAACCAGUUUCUUGUCCACCUCCUGGGUGUGUAUUCUACUCCCCUUCCACUUCAGAGGAGUGAGUCCCUUUUUUUAAGGACCAAGAACGGCACCAGUGAUACUCUCUGCUCACACUACUAAUCUUCGGUUUCAAACAAAAAAGAUCAAGGCAAUCUUUCUCUGUAGUGAUUUUUACUGGGAUUUAAAUGCAGUACAGCCCAAGGAUUAUUACACUUGUAGUCCAAUUAGCACUCUUCUGAUCUUCAGCUUGUCAGUUUGCAAAGUAGGAAACAACUUUUCAAGACUCAGGUCUAAUAAAUUAAGCAAGCCUACCUCCAAGUAAUAAGAAAUAAUUAAGCCCUCAGCAGAUCCCAAGCAUGCAUGUCCCUUAUUUCCGUGCAGGCUCUGCUUUUUGGCACAGCUGGCAGGCUGAUGGAAGGUUAGAUUACAGCCUAAAGGGGCACUCGCAGCUUAAUUUCACCAGUUGUUGGAGCCACAAGGAGGGUGGUAGGACUGUGAUGAGCCAUCAUUUUGUGGCCUAAAGGUUUAUCCAGGUGUUGGGCUGUGAUCAGAACAGCUGUGUGCUCCUGGCAUCGGUGCACACAUUCAACACACUCUUUUUUUUUUUUUUCUUUAAAGAGGACCUGAAUUAGGAAGUCACAUCCCAAAGAGCACAGAGCCAAUUGUGAAAAACGUUUGUCUCUGCUCCCCACGUGCAGGCCGUGUGCCUGCAGAGCCUUGCAUGGGAACGCUGUGUAACACCAGCCCCUAGUAACCAUGAAACCCAUCCUGUUUGUAUUUGCCUUUCCCUCCCCAUCCCCUGAACGUGUCCAAAUGUUUGCCCAAAGCUGUACGCUCUUAAAUAAAAACUGUUUGCCCACA